UCAAGAUGGCGGUGCAGGUGGUGCAGGCGGUGCAGGCGGUUCAUCUGGAGUCGGAUGCUUUCCUAGUUUGUCUCAACCACGCUCUGAGCACAGAGAAGGAGGAGGUGAUGGGGCUGUGCAUAGGGGAGUUGAAUGAUGACCCAAGGAGUGACCCCAAAUUUACAUAUACUGGAACUGAUAUGCGCACAGUUGCUGAAAAGGUUGACACCGUCAGAAUUGUUCACAUUCAUUCUGUCAUCAUCUUGCGACGUUCUGAUAAGAGGAAGGAUCGAGUGGAAAUUUCUCCAGAGCAGCUGUCUGCAGCCUCGACAGAGGCAGAGAGGUUGGCUGAACUAACUGGUCGCCCCAUGAGAGUUGUGGGCUGGUAUCAUUCCCAUCCCCAUAUAACUGUUUGGCCUUCACAUGUCGAUGUUCGUACACAAGCCAUGUACCAGAUGAUGGAUCAAGGCUUUGUAGGACUUAUAUUUUCCUGUUUCAUAGAAGAUAAAAAUACAAAGACUGGACGGGUACUCUACACUUGCUUUCAGUCCAUACAGGCCCAAAAGAGCUCAGAGUAUGAGAGAAUUGAAAUUCCAAUUCAUAUUGUACCUCAUGUGACCAUUGGGAAAGUGUGCCUUGAGUCAGCAGUUGAGCUGCCCAAGAUCCUGUGCCAAGAGGAGCAGGAUGCAUAUAGGAGGAUCCACAGCCUUACACAUCUGGACUCAGUAACCAAGAUCCAUAAUGGCUCAGUGUUUACCAAGAACCUGUGCAGUCAGAUGUCGGCAGUCAGCGGGCCUCUACUGCAGUGGCUGGAGGACAGACUGGAGCAAAACCAACAGCAUUUGCAGGAGUUGCAACAAGAAAAGGAAGAGCUUAUGCAAGAACUUUCUUCUUUAGAAUAAAGCAGGAGACAAAAUGAAGAAGGAUGAAAAUAUCCAGGUGUAAAAUUAAUUAAGCCAAAUCAAUUUUGAAGAAGAAAAAUUUGGAAGACUCACAUUACCUGACUUCAAGACUUACUAUAAACUUACAGUAAUCAAGACAGUGUGGUAUAUGCCCAACUGAUUUUGACAAAGGUACAAAAGCAAUUCAAUGGAGGAAGGAUAGUCUUUUCAACAUAUGAUGCUGGUGCAGUUGGCAAAGAAAAUGAACUUUGACCUAAACUGCAUUGAAAAUUAAUUGAAAUUAAUUGAAAAAUAAUUAAUUUUAACUGAAAAUGUAUCAUGAACUUAAUUAAGUUAAUUGAAAAUUAAUUGAAAAUGUAUCAUGAACUUAUAUGUAAGAUGUAAAACUUUCAGGAAAAAAAAUCAUAGAAAGAUCUUUAGGAUCGUGGUGGGCUAG
Molecule: messenger RNA, 1317 nt
Organism: Mesoplodon densirostris (Blainville's beaked whale)
Lineage: Eukaryota; Metazoa; Chordata; Mammalia; Artiodactyla; Ziphiidae
Product: lys-63-specific deubiquitinase BRCC36
Exons: 1
Coding region: 6-881 (291 amino acids)
Biological process (GO): double-strand break repair
Cellular component (GO): BRISC complex; BRCA1-A complex
Molecular function (GO): metallopeptidase activity; cysteine-type deubiquitinase activity; polyubiquitin modification-dependent protein binding
Source: RefSeq, a predicted model, not a curated record